Molecule: messenger RNA, 2809 nt
Organism: Dromiciops gliroides (monito del monte)
Lineage: Eukaryota; Metazoa; Chordata; Mammalia; Microbiotheria; Microbiotheriidae
Gene: ENDOG
Product: endonuclease G
Exons: 3
Coding region: 341-1234 (297 amino acids)
Biological process (GO): apoptotic DNA fragmentation
Cellular component (GO): mitochondrial inner membrane; nucleus
Molecular function (GO): RNA endonuclease activity; nucleic acid binding; metal ion binding
Source: RefSeq, a predicted model, not a curated record
CGAGAGGCUGUGCCCCUGAGGCAGGAAAUUAGAGCUACCAGUCACUUUCCUAUAGGGAGCAGUUGACUAGAUCCCAAACCAAAUUCUUAAAAGGGCAACACCCGACUGCCAACGAGAUGUGGGGUCAGUUGUAAGCUCGGGGAUUCUGAAACUUCCGGGCUGCUGAGCGGCGCCUCUCGGAGCGCAGCAGGUGGGAACCGCUCGCUAAGCCCCACGGGAGGGGGCGCCUAGGGCUGUGGGCCGUGGCCCUUUUAAGAGCGACGUCCCUGGCGCGGGUCAGAACAGCGAAGGUCGGAGCGUUCUCGGGGCUGUGGAGGCUCGAGGGUGCUUGGUAGGCGACAUGCAGGCGGGCCGCUGGCUGGUCCCGGGGCUGUCCCUGGCCCUUGGGGCCGGGUUGGGGGCGGGGGCCGUGGCCUGGCUGAACAAGAAAGCCAGCCCGGGAGUAGGAGGGCUCUGGAGCCGGCUCCCCGUGCUGCCGGUGGCGGCAGCGGCGGCGGGGCCCGUGGUGCCCGCGGGGAGCCCGGGCGAGCUCGCCAAGUACGGGCUGCCGGGGCUGGCGCAGCUCAAGAGCCGCGAGUCCUAUGUGCUGUGCUACGAUCCGCGCAGCCGGAGCGCCCUGUGGGUCAUCGAGCAGCUGAAGCCCGAGCGCCUGCGGGGCCCCGGCGACCGCCAGACCUGCGGCUUCCAGGAGGACGACUCGGUGCACAUCUACCAUCGGGCCACCAAUGCCGACUACCGGGGCAGCGGCUUCGACCGCGGCCACCUGGCAGCCGCCGCCAACCACCGGUGGAGCCAAAAGGCCAUGGAUGACACUUUCUACCUGAGCAACGUGGCGCCGCAGGUCCCCCACCUAAACCAGAACGCCUGGAACAAUUUGGAAAAGUAUUGCAGAAGCUUGACCAAAACCUAUCACAACGUCUAUGUCUGCACUGGUCCUCUCUUCCUACCUAGGAGGGAAGCUGAUGGGAAGAUGUAUGUGAAGUACCAAGUGAUUGGCAAGAACAAUGUAGCAGUGCCCACCCACUUUUUCAAGGUGUUGAUCCUGGAGGCUCCUGGGGGACAGAUUGAGCUCCGUUCUUACGUGAUGCCCAAUGCACCUGUGGAUGAGAAUAUACCACUGGAACGCUUUCUGGUUCCCAUUGAAAACAUUGAGCGGGCCUCUGGGUUGCUCUUUGUGCCCAACAUUCUCACAAGGACAGGCAACCUGAAGGCCAUAGCCCCUGGGGCUAAGUGAAGGCAUUGAAGGGCAGGGCAAAGGGACCUGGAGAGGGAUGGAACAAGGGGCAUCUCAGUGCAGUGAAUAGAGUAUUGGACAGGUCAAUGUGGUUUUGAGUCCUAUCUCUGCUGCUUAUCACCUGUAUGACUUUGAGCAAGUCAUUUCCUCAAUGGGUAAAGUGCGGGAAUUUCUAGGGCUGGUGGAUACCUGAACCUUCCCUAUUUAUUCCUGGGCAUCUUGGGGGCAGGGAGGGGGUUACCCUCUUGGCUAGAAGUCUGCCCCUAUCCUUGAGUACCUAGGCUUGUCCUUGGUCCUGACUGGGGGGGGGGGGAGGGGGACAGAUCAGACUAGGGCUUUUCAACUCUAUUGGGGGAGGUCUGUCUUCCUUAGAAUGGUUUUAGGAGGUUCUCAGGCACCUAAUAUGGUGGGGGAAGCGACACUACCUGUGACUUGUAUUUUGUUGAACCUACCUUUAAUAGGCUAGAGGAGGCACUCCUCAGACCCCUUCAUCUUUGUAAUAAAGAAAGGGUUUGCUGCUGCUACUUGGUUAUGAUCUGCGACCCACUGGACAUGGAGGGUGGGCAACUAGAUACAGUUAAGUAGGAACGGAUCAGAAAAUCCCAAAGAUUCUACAGCUUGGUAGUCAGCCAGUGCCAUUGGGCACAUUUAUCACACCCAUUCCCACUGCCCAAGACCUGCAGUUCUUUUGGCAAAAUUAUUUUGUUUCUUUGGGCUUCAUUUUCCCAUCUGAAAUGAAGGGGUUGGUAAGACAUGAAAAAGAAAUACAAAAAAUUUUACCAUGUUCAAGCAGGCAUUGUGGUAAAAAUUAUAUUUCUCAAACUAAUCUAUGGCUUCAAGCAAUAUACCAGAUUACUAAGAGGAUAUUUUACAUAGUAAGACAGAAUAACAACAUUUAUGUGGGGGCUAUUAGCAAGGGGUUAGUUUAUCAUUGUUACACCAUAUGCUGCAAUACCAAGUCAGUAAAUUGGAUAGAAAAAAAAAAGUUGCUAGUAUUAACAAUUUAGAGGAGAAGGAAGAGUAAUCUUCCUAACUCUUAAUAGGGGAUGAAUUUGUAGCCAUUUGUGAUGCAGAUAAUGUUAUAAAAGAUCAAUAGACUGCUUUGAUUACUUGAAGAGCAUUUGUAGAGUUUGUAAAAGUCUGAAAUGUAAAAUCUACUAAGAACUUCAGUAUGAUCAAAAGUCAUAAUAUAAUAGAUAAAUUAUUUCCCUUUUUCAAACCAUUCCCAGAAUUCUCAAACCAUUCCCAGAAUAAUUUUUGGGAACCCUCCAGACCCAGUUCAUUAGCCUUGAAGAAUACUAUCCCCAGUAUUUUAUAGAGAUACCUCACCCCUCCGGAAUUUGAUUGUAUAAAGCCUGAAAGAGCACUGAAUACUUAGAGCCAGCUACCGUUUGUUUGAAGAAUUCCAGAAUAAGAUGUGUUUGGGAUUGGUGAAUAAUCAGGCCCAGGAUGAUAAAUAUUAAGUCUCUUGUAAGAGGCAGUUCAAACUUCUGCUUGAACACUUCCAGUGAAGAGGGGCUUGCUACAGUAUGACAAGUAGUUUUCCUAUUUUUAAAUAAAAAAGGUUGUACAUGA